This is a messenger RNA of Meleagris gallopavo (turkey), 1469 nucleotides long. The record is from RefSeq and is a predicted model, not a curated record. Lineage: Eukaryota; Metazoa; Chordata; Aves; Galliformes; Phasianidae.
AUGAAAACGAAGGGAAUAAAUUGUUCUCCAUUACCACCUAGCAAUGGCAUGAGUUCUGAAUUUAAGUUACAACAAAAGAACAAAACGAAGUGUUUUCUCGACCUUUCUACCUCUGGAAAUGGCCACUCUGGGAACAUUCCACUCUAUCACAGCCGAAAACGAACAAUACCUUUCCUUGCACGCUGCUUCAUUCCCUUCCCCUCGUUCUACUCGAGUCGCUUCCCGAGGAAAUCCGAAGUCCCGCCUCCAAAUCAAAAACAAACAACAGCGCCCGCCCCGCCCUUUCCCCUGCAGAGAAGGCGGCAAGGAGGACAGGAACAAAAAAGACAUUAUGACCCCGACGUGAUUCGAACACGCAGCCUUCUGAUCUGGAGUCAGACGCGCUACCGUUGCGCCACGAGGUCCUACUGCGAAGUGUUGUUCAGAGCUUUACAACUCAUCUACAAGAGCUGCCCGCCGCCGCAUCGCUUUACUGCUUCAAACCUCCCUUUCCCCCCCAUGGGCUCACUUCCCACAUCCCGUGCAGGUCUGUUGACGCCCCUUACCCACACACCGGCUGCCAGCACUAAGGGCCUCUCGCUCCUUUGGUGGUGUAAAGCUCACUCCUCGCGGCUCUGCCGUCAUACUACGGCUCCUGGUUGCUCGUUCCCACUCCACGGCCCUCAGAUUAUUUCCGCGGCUAAGAGACCGUCCCUCUGCCUAUUCCCGCCGCGAUCGACUACUGUCGACGUUGUUAAACAACACAGAUAAAGGGUAGCCAUGAAAACACUGCUUUAAGGCGUUCCUCGUUAGUAUAGUGGUGAGUAUCCCCGCCUGUCACGCGGGAGACCGGGGUUCGAUUCCCCGACGGGGAGAGCUGACAGUGUUUUGUUAAUCCUCACCGCCUGGCUGCGUUACCUACACUAAAGAUCAAAUCAGCGGCGCCUGGGGUGACGUUUGUUUUGGCUGCUGUUUUUGUAGCAAGAGCUGCGCCCAACUGCGAUCACUAGCAAUGCUCGCUUUGAGGGAGGCGGUAAGGCAAAAGUCUUGGCUCUCCCCGUCGGGGAAUCGAACCCCGGUCUCCCGCGUGACAGGCGGGGAUACUCACCACUAUACUAACGAGGAACCGCAAGGCUCACGCGGCCUCCGGUGCCGCCGCCCCUGCGGCGCCCGGGGUCUCCCGCCCCUCUUCAGUGAGGCCGCGCUGGGCAGAAGUCGGCAGAAGGCGGGGCCGUGCGCUGGAGCUCGUUGUCCAGACAGUGGGUGUUCUUUAUGUGGGUGCCAGUUUGCUGGCACGAGGAGGGAACGCGUGGAUAGCCUCCCACCCGUAGCUUGUUUCCUCCUACACCCCAUAAUUGAAGGACAUGUGUGAGCAAACUGGUGAAAAAAGCGAAAGAAAACUGCCAGGCUCGAGGCACUGAAGAAGCAAAGCAGCCCAGAUAAUCUUUACAUUUGUAUUUUUGCAUCUGGUUCGUGCAGACAGUUUCUUU